Molecule: messenger RNA, 2251 nt
Organism: Musca vetustissima
Lineage: Eukaryota; Metazoa; Arthropoda; Insecta; Diptera; Muscidae
Exons: 6
Biological process (GO): G protein-coupled receptor signaling pathway
Cellular component (GO): membrane
Molecular function (GO): G protein-coupled receptor activity
Source: RefSeq, a predicted model, not a curated record
UAUCUCGGUAAUAUUUCGUGUUCGCUCAGCUAAAGCUGUUAAAAUAACGGAUGCUGCUCUACUAAAACGUUUGGGCUGUAUUUGUGGCGCCAUUGGCACAUGUCUGCUGGUGCGAACUCUGGUCUCACCGCCCGAUGUUGUGGUCGGAAGGACAGCGGAUGAUCUGAAGGCAUUUUUAUGUAAAACCGAUUGGUGGGAUUACACAUUUACAUCAAUGGAAGUGGUUUUCCUGGCCUGGGGUGUUCGCCUGUGCAUUAUGGUACGCAAGGCACCAUCCGAAUUUAAUGAAAGCCGCUUCAUCUCGAUGGCAAUUUACAAUGAAUUCCUGUUGACGUGUUUCCUCAAUGUGUCAAUGCUCUUCCUGCAAUCUCCUGCCAAUCCGGAUUUAUUGUACAUAAUAUUUUUCUGUCAUACCCAAUUAACGAUAACACUGCUCUUGGCCUUAAUAUUUGGCAGUAAGGUUUAUAUUGUGCUGCGUAGCGGUAAAUCACACCAGGAAAAUAUUGGUAUGGGUGCCAAGUCAUCGGGUGCGAAAUUCAAUUUUCGUCCACAGGUACGCACCUUUGCCAAUCCCAGUUCAGUAACAACAUCCACGGCUCCGGUGGUGGCCACCACUUCAGCAGAAAACAAAUUAUCCGACCAGGAAGCAUUGGAGGAAAUACGACAACUCAGCGUACAACUGCAGCGUAUACAGGAAAUGGCUCCACCCAAGGGUGUGGCGGUAAUGACAAUAUCCAGUCUGCUGGAUGGCCUGAAAACACCCGGCAGCAUGGUCAUGGUUGCUGCUGCCGCAUCACAGGCCGUAUCUGGCGGUGGAAAUCAAUUAACCGUACGACCCAAUAAACCGGAAGCACUGCCCUUGCUGUCGUUGAACAGCGAAAUGCAGAAAUAUGCACAAAUGCAACAGCAACAACAACAAAAAACCAAUAACAAUGUUGUCCAACAAGCCGUUGUGCCGUCCACAAAGAUAACAAUGGCCACACCGUCAGUGACCACUGCAUCGCCCAAGGAUGUUCAGGUGGUGGUGACGGCGACAGCCACGACAACGGCUCCCAUAAUCUCCGAGAAGGCCAUAAAUACUGAGCUGAGCGGAAAUUGUGUGGCCGAAGAGGAGUUGAAACAACAACAUAUCAUAUGCGAACGAUGCUAUGAACGUUGCCGGUUGGAUGGUCAUCCUCGGCAGGGCAGCUCAACACUAAGUAAAUGUCAGCUAUUGGGGUCGCCACCCCACGAGGGUAGCCUCACAUUUAAGGAUAUUAAAUUGGAGUGUAUGUGUUCGCAAUCGGAUGACUUGGACCAGCUGCCCACGAGAAGGGUGGCUAAGCGAACUGCAGCCACCAAUACCCCACCACCGGCGGGGGGUUAUAGGGGAACGCGUAAACCCAGUACGCGUCAUCAUCGCCACAAAGAUGCCAAAAUGUUGAGUAGUUCCAGUCUGCCGUGUGAGGAUAGCAGCAGUGCAACAACAACGACGACAACAAAAAAUCAAAGCGGCAAAGCCUCCUCCACCAGUACCACCACCACCUCCAAACAGCAUAGAAAACUAAGUAGACUAAGUUCCAAAUGUAGCAAACUGCUGAGCGACAUAGAAAAAUCCCAGCAGAUUUCCAAGAGUGCCACAGGUGCUGCCAUCACUUCGCAGCGACCAUCGGAAACAGGCGAAACAAGUUCCAUACAAAAACAAUAUUCCACCGAUGAUAUAAUAUUCUACACAACCACCGAUACGAGUACGAGUGAGGACGACGACGAUGAUGACGAGGACGAAGACGAAGAGGAUGAUUAUGGUGAAGAAAAUGAUGAGGAUGAUGAUGAUGGCAAUGUUUUGCAUCCUGAAGAUGAUCUGGCGGGCGAAUUACCUUCCAAACUUUUUGCCGAUGACUCCUCGAGUUUAUCGCAAAGUAAAAGUGAAUCCAAGGUCGCCACAAACAAUCAAGGCAGAAAUGAGGAAGAACUGCCCACAACGGAAGAUUUUAAAAUCAUAUCACAAUCUUUAUUUAACAUAACCACGAGUAGCAGUAGUUCGCCCAAACGGACAGCUACAGCGGUCACUUCUGCAGGAAAUCCAAAUAAUGCCUUAUUAGACGCAAAAACGUCACGAGCAACAACCGGUACGGCUGCCAGUUCGAGUAACACCACACAGCAGCCAACCGCCACCACCACCGCCAAUGGUAAUGGCAAAACGAAACGACCCGAUAAAUUGGUCCUGAAUUUAAAUGAUCGCUCGAAAUUCACCAAAGAAGUAUCCGUUUGA